GUACAUUCACAGUUUCACUCUCAGAGCUCAAUCAUGUCGUUAAUGGCAUCAAUCUUCCGUCGAAAGCGACACAGCGAGCACUUACUACUCCAAAUAAGACUCUUCUGCGGCUCUACUUCUCCCCGUUUACCUGCACAGAAACAAAAAUGGCACCGGAUAGAGAAAAUUUUGAUAGCGAACAGAGGCGAAAUUGCCUGCAGAGUCAUGAGGACGGCGAAGAGGUUGGGGAUUCGAACCGUCGCCGUUUACAGCGACGCCGAUAAAGAUUCACUCCACGUGAAAUCCGCGGACGAGGCCGUCCACAUCGGUCCUUCACCGGCUAGGCUUAGUUACCUUUGUGGUUCUUCCAUCGUUGAGGCCGCCAUUCGUACCGGUGCGCAGGCUAUCCACCCUGGUUAUGGUUUCUUAUCGGAGAGUGCUGAAUUUGCCCAACUUUGCGGAGAUAAAGGUCUUACAUUUAUUGGACCCCCGGCAGCUGCAAUACGAGACAUGGGUGAUAAAAGUGCAUCAAAAAGAAUAAUGGGUGCUGCUGGAGUUCCUCUCGUGCCAGGAUAUCAUGGCUGCGAACAAGAUAUUGAACUUAUGAAGUUAGAAGCAGAUAAGAUUGGAUAUCCUAUCUUGAUAAAGCCAACUCAUGGUGGCGGAGGAAAGGGAAUGAGAAUUGUGCAAAGUCAAGAUGAAUUUGUUGACUCUUUCUUGGGAGCACAACGUGAGGCUGCUGCCUCUUUUGGAAUCAACACAAUUUUGUUAGAGAAGUACAUCACUCAACCUCAACAUAUAGAAGUCCAGAUAUUUGGAGACCAACAUGGCAAUGUUCUGCAUUUAUAUGAGAGGGAUUGCAGUGUGCAGAGAAGACACCAAAAGAUAAUAGAAGAAGCUCCAGCUCCAAAUAUAACCAAUGAUUUUCGCUUCCAAAUAGGUCAGGCUGCUGUAUCCGCAGCCAAGGCAGUUGGUUAUUAUAAUGCCGGUACCGUGGAGUUUAUAGUUGACACUACAACGGGCCAGUUCUAUUUUAUGGAAAUGAACACCCGCCUUCAGGUUGAACAUCCUGUGACUGAGAUGAUUGUUGGCCAAGAUCUUGUAGAAUGGCAAAUCCGUGUUGCAAAUGGGGAGUCUCUUCCAAUUAAUCAAUUGCAAGUACCAUUAUCAGACAAAUGCUGUGUGAGUUACUCUUGACUGAUCUGCCGUAACUUGUUGUUUCACAUGCAAAGCUGCUCAAUCUCCCUGAAAUAUGUGCAUGAAGAAGUUGAAUUGCUGAUUUAAGCAUGAAAUCAUCCAUAACUACUGGCUCCUAUUCCAUUCUGUUAGUCUCAGGUGAAUGAUCUGGUUAUGGAUCUAGAAACUGGAUAAAGAGAGCUUGAAAGCUUUUCUUCCUGUUUUACCUAUUUUGAUAGUGUGUUGAGGGCUUUCUGGAGAGAAUCCUAGGAUUUUAGAGUUCAGGAGAAAACUAACUUUUGAUGGAUAAAUUCUAAUUUUUUUCUUUUCUUUUCUGAAAAAGUUCUCUAUCAUCAGUUACAACUGAAGAAUAGCUACCUAAAAGCAGAACUACAAAUUUAAA
This is a messenger RNA of Carica papaya (papaya), 1558 nucleotides long. NCBI's taxonomy places the organism in Eukaryota, Viridiplantae, Streptophyta, Magnoliopsida, Brassicales, Caricaceae. The record is from RefSeq and is a predicted model, not a curated record.